AUGGCGCCGACGAGAGAUCCGAAUGGUGUAUGCCAGGGUUGUGGCAAUCCAUACAGCGCCAGGACGCAUAAGACAUGGAAAGGUUUUGGCAAAUGGUUGAUGAUCAUCUGGGGCGUCUUGCUCCUUAUCGGCUUCAUCAUCAAUAUUUUUGCAGUGUCCGGAACGAUCAGCACCAUGAACGCUGCCGAGUCACAACCAGACCAGAUCAAGCAUCAAUAUGUUAUCUGGUUGUUCGAGGCCUCGUACGCGAUGAUACUCGGCGCUAUGGGGCUUGUUGGAUGUUUCCUUGGGAUUCAGGGGAUCCGACUCAAGGAAAAGUCGAACCUUAAAUGGGCCUUCAUAGUGCUAUCAAUAAUGUUCGUCUUUGCGGCGGCUGGCUGCCUGGCUAUCGUUUUCAUUCUUGGAGAUACUCACUUCUUGUUCCGAUUAGCGAUGUGCGCAUGGCUUGCGCUCAUCUUGCUGAUCGUGUGGAAAAACAAAAAGGCGCUCGAACGAUGUGAUAAAUGUUAC
Molecule: messenger RNA, 510 nt
Organism: Mesorhabditis spiculigera
Lineage: Eukaryota; Metazoa; Nematoda; Chromadorea; Rhabditida; Rhabditidae
Source: the annotation of a GenBank genome assembly